Messenger RNA from Aedes albopictus (Asian tiger mosquito), 2623 nucleotides. RefSeq lists its product as uncharacterized. The transcript has a single exon. The record is from RefSeq and is a predicted model, not a curated record. Bases 1482 to 2312 code for a protein of 276 amino acids. Lineage: Eukaryota; Metazoa; Arthropoda; Insecta; Diptera; Culicidae.
CGUUUGGUUACAAAUUGUUGAUUUUUGUUUUUAAUAUGUUGUAUGUGUCGGACCCUUCACGUUUCUUGUGUAAAAACAGCAGAUAUACCACAGUAGUGAAAGGAUCCAGUACCGCUGCAAACGCAUUCGUAUGCUACCAAUAGUAAGACAUGGCUGUACGAAUGACUUUAGUAAGAAUGGGUAGAAUGGCGGAAUGUGGGAAAAUUGGAAUUUGAACGGCCAUUGCCCAAAACAGGCAGCUAUUGCUAACAGGCGUCCGUGUGCUGUGGAUGUGUAAUUAGUGCAGUGGUGAACCAUUAACCCCCCCCCCCCUUUCCUAGCAGGAGCUAGGCUGUGCUUUGGGGAAGAUACUGCUCAGGUAAUUUAAAUACCAUGCACUAUAUUUGAAGAUUGUUUAUUAAAAGGUACCGUCCAUUAGGACCUCUUUUGUAUGGACCUUUAGAGUCUACCGUCCAGCACACGGUUCGGCCCGCGGAACCGGGAACGGUUCCCGCGCCUAACUUGUAAAGGAGCCACACCGUCCUUCCGGACGGAUACUCGGGUACAGGCCCUAAUCGUAAAGGAGCUUUCCCCUCUCGGCCGUCCAAGGUGGUUAGCCCACGGCCGGCCGAUUGCGCCCACGAGGGAAGACGCCUGCAUCCCCCCCCCCCCCAGCAACGCCCGUUGGUCCGUCGGCCAAGUACCGGCCCCGCUCGCCUCGUCACCCGGCGAGAUUUCCGGCCGCACAGCUGGACUGGAGUCGCUGUGUCGGCCAUCGAACCCACCAAACAACGAAAGCAGCGGUAUGUACCGGUACGACCAUUUAGCAUAGGACACACAUAACAAAUUUACACUAAGUUAUUACACAGAACAACACGCACACGCCACAAACUAGGGAUUUUAAUAAAUAUGUAAGAAAAGUGAAAGAUCUGUGUAGUUUUUGUAUCGCGAAAAGCCCUUGAUUACCCAGUAGCUAGCCGACCCUGGGAUUUCCGGAGUCUCUUGUGUCCUGAGUCGGCCUGGCACUGAUAGUAUUGACCGAUUAGUUUCACUUGGCACCCAGCCAAAAGUCCGCGAAAGGUAAUCAAGGGACCGAAGUAGCAUACAAAAAUCUAACGAUUUUUGCCGACGGGAGGUGGCAGGGAUACGUGCUUGCACGUAUGUCUCGCCCCUUACGCACUAUCUUAGCUCAAGUGAUAAAACUGUGAUAUUACGAAGCUUUUGCUUCAAAAGAGGUCCUGAGCACAUCACGGACACAUUUGCUCUCGAUUCUCGUUUUUACCGCAUAAAAAUUCGUUGAUGUUGGCAAAUUUUGUGUUUCGUGAUCCGUUUAUGCAUUGUCCAUACAUAAAUCAUAAUUGAACUUUACUGUUUUUAUGCACAAUCACAAUGACAACACACGCGCACUAUUUAUUUUAACCCGUUUGUUUUGUUACGUCACUAUGUUUAUCGAAUUCAUUUUACCCUACUGACCCACAACACUCACACCUGAUUCUCAUGCAAUGACUCGCAAGCGACGAGCAAAGGCUGAAACCAAUUAUAAACCAAUCAAUUGGCAGCCGUCGACGUACGAUGCGGACGAGUCGGACUUGGAGGACUCUUUUGAGAUGCCUCGUCCGUUGCUCUCGACGCAUCCUAACUACCCGUUGGAGGAGUUAGAGCUGGACCUCGAAGAGACUUUGCAUACCAUUCGGGAGCAAAGAACUUCGGGGGUGAUGAUGCCAGCAGACGUCGUUAAAAUUAAACGAAUAAUUUAUCUCUUCAUGCGUGACAUGAACAUCGUCACAUGCGAUGUUAAUUCUCGCUAUUUGCCCCCCAGCGCGACAUGCGAAUAUAGGGCGCCGGAAUCAGAACCAGAGGAAGAGAUCGAGUUGAUCAUACCUAGUUCUGAUUCCGAAGACUUCGAAAUGUCCUUCAGCGAGCCCGAUUCUGAUUCGGAAGACCUGCUUCAGGUAGAAAUGGGAACGAAAAGGAGCCCAAUGUCACGUUAUUCUUCUGGUUAUUUCUCUCCCGAUUUUGACACCAGUAAGUCGGUGCUUCAUUCAUCAAAAAUUCCUCGAGACUUACCUGGUGAAGCUUUCCAAUCUUCAAAGCAACAAACUUCGAACCCCGAAUCCCUAAGAAAGCAGACCCGGUCGUUCAAGAUCCGGAAAAAGGCCAACCUAAAACUUCAAGCGGAACCUACGGCCAAAGAACUGUGCAGCGAAACCCUACUUCGAUUAUUGGAACCGAACCCUUCAACGAAAAUUCCCCGUUCCGGACGCACACCUGGAACCCCCCAAAAAAGAUUUUCAUCCAAUAAAAAGAAGAACAAACUCAUCUUAAUUUGUUAAAAAUUUAUUUAACAUUUCUUUCCGGCUCUCUUCAACACUUUUCGGCAAUUUGCCAUUUCUGCGGUGAGAUGAGGGAGUUUUGGAAUGUCCCCAUUCGCCGGCGGCACACAUCGCUGGAUGAAGUUGAUCUGGAAAGAGAGGAAUGAAUCACUUUUUAGCAAUAAAAAAAAACACCGAAGGACUAUGGAAUUGUUAGUCGAUUGUGUUAGUUGUUAUGAGAAUCGUUAGCUGUUAGUCCUGUUUAAGUCGGACCGACGGAUGAAAGACUCCGAUCGGUCGUAAAAAAAGGCUAGCAUGCAAGUAAUAAUAGA